Messenger RNA from Cylindrotheca closterium, 1497 nucleotides. The record is from the annotation of a GenBank genome assembly. NCBI's taxonomy places the organism in Eukaryota, Bacillariophyta, Bacillariophyceae, Bacillariales, Bacillariaceae.
AUGGUCCUCCACGAACGCCGUUCCGCAUCCUCCACAAACCAGCAACUGAACUUUCAAGGAACCAUGUUUCAGCAAAAUGUGGAUUCCAGUAGAGACAAUCGUAAUCAGUGCAACGAUGACAGUGAAAAUGAACAAGAAAAGUCGGGUAUCUCCGAACUCGAGGCUGCCGCUUCCAUUGCCAAGGCCAUCAUGGGAGCUGGCAGUUUUGCCCUUCCUUGGGCAUUUUCGAAAAUGGGAUUCAUUGCAGGACCGACUUUUAUGUUUGUCUUGAUGCUCUUUUCCGUCAGUUCACUGGAUCUUUUGGUCCGGUGCUCCCAUAUGACGUCAGUACGAUACUCUUCCAUUGCAAGUACAAGUGCAAGUACAAGUACAAGUGCAAGUACAAGUACAAGUGGACUUUCAUUGGAAGGCAGUCCCAAGAAAUCAGCCCCCAUGACAUCAUCUCCGCACGCUCAAUCCUAUGUGGACGUUGCCCGAUCUAUCUUUGGCAAAUCAGGAGCUAGAUUGACGUAUGCAGCCAGUAUUUCAGCGUCCAUGGGAGUUUGUGGUUCAUACCUCCUAUUCAUUGCUGCCAAUCUACAGUCUCUCUUUUUGGGUGACGAAAAAGACGGUGGUCUAUCGCAGGGAAAUCUGAUUGUUUUGAUUUUGCCAGUCGCGGUGGCACUAUCGUCCGUACGAAACAUGAAGGCUUUUGCUUUUGCGUCCUGCUUGGGCGACAUUAGCGUGAUACUGGGCAUGAUAGUCGUACUAGUUUAUGGUCUUCUCUACCAAUCGGGAAACUUUGGAAAAGAUUGCAUUGCUGUUGGAUCCAUCAACACUAUGCCACUUGCCAUUGGCGCCAUUGGAUAUCUCUUCCUUAUUCAUUUCUUAUCCUUGCCCAUUGAAUCCUCCAUGGCUCAUCCAGAACGUUUUCAAUCAGUCGCCCAAAAGACCUUUGGAGCAUGUGGAGUCGUGAGCGGCAUCUUUGGAGUCAUUGGAUACCUAUUAUUUGGAAAUGAAACGCAACAAAUUGUCCUGCUCAAUGUGCAAGGAUCCAUAUUUGUUUCCGCCGUCAAACUCUUGUUGUGCAUUGACCUAUUGUUAACCUACCCAGUGGUCAUGCGUCCGAGUAUUGUGAUUGUCGAGCAAAGUCUCUCCACCAUCAUGGAAUCACCCACCAUCAUGGAAUCACCCAAGGCUCUAGCUUCCAAGACUUCUGCUAGACUUUCAGUGCCGUGGUCGGUACACAUCGCCACGUGUGCCUUGUUGGGCAUAUGUGCGGCAAUGGCCAGCAUUUUUGUUCCUGCCUUUGGACUUCUCAGUGGAUUGGUGGGCGGUGUGUCGCAAACCUUUUUGGCACUUGUCUUGCCACCGUUGAUGUUUGCACGCCAGCACCAUUUAUCCACGAAUGGUGUCGACUUUGUCAUGAGACUGGACACGAGAGGCAAAUUGUUGUUGGUUUCUGGCGUUGUACUGAUUUUGUGGACCGCAGCGAGCACUUGGAAUGAGCUGUCUUGA